AUGGAAUCAAGAAGGGAGGAAGCAGAAUCUGCUGUUAAUUUAUCCAAAGCUCUUGAGAUUCGGGCUGGAGGUAGGUCAGCAAGAAGAAAGCAUGAUGAGAAAGAAACACAAUUUACAGUUGAUAUGGGCGAGAAUGAGAAUCAGGUGCAAUGCACGCGCUCAUCAUCAUCCAGGAAACGGGCUCCUGAGGCUCACCCUCUGCCACCCUCCAAUAAAAAGCGAGUCCCCCUGGGUGAACUCACCAACUUUCUCAAUAUCACCACCGCCCCCAUCACAAACAACUCGGAUUACAAAAUCAGCGAGUCUAAGUAUGCAGCCAAAGAGGAUGACUCGCCACCAAGCACUGAGUUAAGUCGGGACUCGGAUUUCGAGAACAGCCACGAGAUAGAAUGUGAUGUGAAGGAAGGGAAUAAGAACGUUUCAGAAAACUCUUCGAGCACUGAGUCGACUCAGAACUCAGGGUUAAGGAGGUGUUCUUACGCAUCCUCUAUCUAUCGAUAUCUUCACUCCCUGGAGAUGGAAGACAAUAGAAGGUGCUUGUCAAAUUACAUGCGGGAGGUGCAGAAUGAUGUUUCAGUCAAUAUGAGGGAAAUUCUGGUGGAUUGGUUAGUGGAAGUUGCAGAAGAAUACAGACUUGUCUCAGAUACUCUUCAUCUCACUGUAUCGUAUAUCGAUAGAUUUCUAUCUUCACAGGCGUUGAGUAGGAACAAGUUACAGCUUCUUGGUGUUUCGUGCAUGCUUAUUGCCUCGAAGUAUGAAGAGAUUAGUCCCCCACAUGUCGAGAACUUUUGCCACAUAACAGACAACACUUACACGAAGGAUCAGAUAGUGGUUCGAGUUCAUGAGUUGUUAUCUGGCCGAACUAAGUUUGCUAGAAUAUGGGUGCGUGCGCUUCUUACCAUCAAUGAUUGCUGCAUCAGCUGUUUUCCUUUCAAGUUUCACGAUCCAGCCACAUAUGCAUCCUUGGACUUGAGGGAGCAUUGCAAUUUUCAGCUUUGGAGAGAUAUUGAUAUCUGGAAAUAUCCUGAAUAG
Molecule: messenger RNA, 1032 nt
Organism: Dovyalis caffra
Lineage: Eukaryota; Viridiplantae; Streptophyta; Magnoliopsida; Malpighiales; Salicaceae
Source: the annotation of a GenBank genome assembly